Oryzias melastigma (Indian medaka) is the source of this 1897-nucleotide messenger RNA. RefSeq names its product cytochrome P450 4B1. The record is from RefSeq and is a predicted model, not a curated record. Lineage: Eukaryota; Metazoa; Chordata; Actinopteri; Beloniformes; Adrianichthyidae. The coding region runs from base 90 to 1637 and encodes 515 amino acids. The transcript is spliced from 12 exons. Gene Ontology annotation, molecular function: oxidoreductase activity, acting on paired donors, with incorporation or reduction of molecular oxygen; heme binding; monooxygenase activity.
AUUGACACACAUUUCAGGCGCGUGAAUCUUCUGUUGUGCCGGGCUCGCGCCCUUGUCCUCAGCUAGAUAGUCCUCCGGGGGCAGCAGGUAUGGUCGCUACGGGGCUAGCGGAGGCUCUCCUCGGCUUUCAGCUAACUUGGCUUCACAUUCACGUCGCGGUCGGCGCGUUCUGCUUCAUCGUCACCGUCUACAAGUUGAGUCUGUUGACGGCCACCAGAAAAAGUCUGCUGCGACACAUUGAAGCUUUUCCAGGACCACCGGCGAACUGGCUGUUCGGACAUGUCUUAGAACUGAAACAGGAUGGAACAGACUUGGCGAGGGGGGUGAAGUGGGGAAAGCAGUACCCCUAUGCCUUCCCCAUGUGGUUUGGCCCUUCUGUCUGCUUCCUCAACAUCCACCAUCCAGACUAUGCAAAGACCAUACUGACAUCAACAGAGCCAAAGGAUGAUUUGGUCUAUAGGUUUAUCGAGUCAUGGAUCGGAAACGGAUUACUGGUGUCAAAAGGUGAAAAGUGGUUUCGACACAGGAGGCUCUUGACCCCGGGCUUCCACUAUGAUGUGCUAAAGCACUAUGUCAAACUGAUGUCAGAGUCUACACAGGUUAUGCUGGAUAAAUGGGAGAGCUAUGCAAACACCUGCGAGACGUUUGAGCUGUUUGAACACGUGAGCCUCAUGACGCUGGACAGCAUCUUGAAGUGCGCCUUCAGCCACAACAGCAACUGUCAGAGAGAGGGGGGAACAAACAAAUACAUCAAAGCUGUGUACGAGCUGAGCGAUCUGAUCAGCUUCCGAAUGAGAACGUUUCCAUACCACAGUGACCUUAUUUUCUACCUUAGCCCACAUGGUUUCAGACUCAGGAGAGCUCGCAGAGUGGCUCACAGUCAUACACAGGAAGUCAUAAGGAAGAGGAAAGAGACACUGAAAGAAGAGACCGAGUCAAGCCGCAAGAGAAACUUAGAUUUUUUGGACAUUCUACUUUUUGCAAAAGAUGAGAACCAGCAAGGUCUGUCAGAUGAAGAUAUACGAGCAGAAGUGGACACCUUUAUGUUUGAGGGCCACGACACCACGGCCAGCGGCGUCUCCUUCAUCCUGUACUGUCUGGCCUGUCAUCCAGAGCACCAGAAGAAGUGCAGAAACGAGGUGAUGGAGGCCCUGGACGGCAGAGACGCCAUGGAAUGGGAGGAUCUGAGCAAAAUUCCGUACACAACAAUGUGCAUAAAAGAAUCGCUGCGACUUUACCCGCCUGUGCCUGGAAUAUCGAGGAUACUCACCAAACCCAUCACCUUUUUUGAUGGGAGGACGUUACCAGCAGGUUUUAAAGUUGGAACAAGUGUUUUUGGAAUUCACAGAAAUGCUUCCGUCUGGGAAAAUCCUGAAGUUUUUGACCCGCUUCGUUUUCUCCCUGAAAAUGUUUCCAAGAGAUCACCUCAUGCUUUUGUGCCUUUCUCAGCUGGGGCGAGAAACUGCAUUGGGCAGAAUUUUGCAAUGAAUGAGAUGAAGGUUGUGAUCGCCAUGACGCUAAAGAAAUACCAGCUGAUAGAAGAUCCCAGUUUGAAGCCCAAGAUAAUUCCUCGACUGGUUCUGCGCUCACUUAAUGGAAUUCACAUUAAGAUCAAACCCGUGGAGCCACAGAAGUAAAGAGGAGAAUUAAAUAACUGUAAAACACUUCAAUUAAUCUUAGCUGAAUUUAAAAAGUUUUUUUAAAACUAUUUUAUGUAUAUUUUACUAACAAAAACUAGUGAUUUUUAUUUGUUUUUAGUAUCGAAACAGUACAUAGGAAAAAGUUGUGAUCUUUUAAAAAAUGUUUUUUAAUAAAGCAUUAUGUUUUGAUUGCACUUUGCAAGAAAAAAAUUGAGAAAUUGUCUGUGAACUUUCGUUUUAAUAAAUGUUAUUGCUCA